ACUGUCACCCAGGCCCACCGGCUCCUUCCAGAGAGCUAACCCGCCCUCAGCCCCCGGGUGAGAUCCGCGAGACUCGCGCAAAGUGUAAUUUUGAGAAUUGCUUCAGCAGAGACACUAGAGGAUCGGUUCUAAGGGAACCGCUCCAGCCUCCUUGCACACCAAGACCCUGACAACAAGCAACUUGCUGAAGAUCGCACAGCUGUCCCCGGCAUGGAAACUGCCUACCUGAAGAAGAGCUUUGGAAACAGCCUGACCCAGGCACUGGCAGAGGUGGCAAGAGUGCGGCCCAGUGACCCAAUAGAGUACUUGGCUUAUUGGCUUUACCACUAUAGGGAUGUGACUAACGCUAAAGAAAAGGAAAGGCAAGAAGAGCUACAGCUAAAAGAGGAGCAUGACAGAAGCCUCCAGGAAGUGAAAAUGACCAAAAUGCAGAAACAAGAGGAAUAUCAGACUCAACAGAAGUGUGAAAAGUGUCACCAGGAUCUGCUCCCUGAAGUGCUUUCUUCAAACAAGACCCCAGCCCUGCAGAAAGACACUGCCCCUCUUGAGGAAGAGACCAGGAGACAGGAAUCUCCACCAGGUGUCUCCAGGGUGGUUGCAGAAACACCUCAACAGGUUUUUACCUCUUGAGAAAAUGGCCUGCAAGAGGAACUCUCUCCUCAGCUAGACUGAAGAGUCUGAGGAGGAGGCUGGCGUCUACAGAUGCUCUGGUCUGCUAACCAUGAAUACGUUUAAUCACGUGACAUUUUAACUAUUGGAUAAAAAUGAACCCAGACCACAGAUUAAAUACAAUAAGGCGUCACACUGAUGAGACCCUCUCCUCCCACAUUACAGGGUGAAAGCUUGCCUCUCUCCCAUACUCUUCUUCACUUUAGCUAUGUUCUGCAGUCAUUGCUUUGGGAGUCCCUACAGGUGUCAUGGAGGCUGCCCAUGGCACUAACAACAGGGGUUUAAAAAAAGUUUCCAUUAUUUUAUUGUGAUAAAUCCCAUGACAUAAAAUUCAUAGUUCAGUGACCUGAACAUAUUCAUACAGUACAGCUAUCCCUACCAACAAGCCUCCAAACUCUCUCUUUACCUUGUAGGAGUAAAACUCUGUUCCAUUGAAUAAUAACUCUAUUUUCUCUUCCCCCAAACCCUAGAAACCAUCAUUCUACUUUGUCUGGGUUGUUUUGACUAUUCCAAGUAACUCAUAUAACUGGAAUCGUGUUUGUGUGUGCACGCACAUGUGAUUUAGCAUUGUGUAGUAAUCCUUGGUGUUCUAGUGACUAGGCUUUAGUGCUUUUAUUUGGCAUUCUGUGUCCUCAGGGUUCACUCACCCUGUAACAUGGAUCAGAACUUCCUUCUUAAAGCUGAUCAGUAUUCUGCCCUCAUAUGGAAAGCAUAGACUGUGAACAUUGUUGAACUUAAUCAUGCAGUGUGCUGGCUUGUGGAUAUGAGAAAUAGUUAAAAGGGAAACUAGAGAUGAUUCAUUUGGUGACUGGAUAAAGAGACUGGGAAUGUGGGCCAUCCAAGAUGGUUGCUAUGUUUUCUGUCUGGGUCCCAUGGCUGGGUGGAGGUAAUUUUUCAUUAAGUAUAGGACAAAAGAGUGUGGCUUGAGUAUGUGGUACCUGUGAAAGGGAUGGGAACAUCACAAAAGAGAGCAGCCAUGAGAUACUGUCCCCACCCCAACCCCGAGAAAGGUCAAAGACUCCAGGCCAGCCUUGGCUUCUCUAUAAGAUGCCAGAGCAGGACGAAGUAUUGCAGUAUUGCUAUUUAUCUGAAGAGGCCUCAGAUCUCUCUCUCUCUCUCUCUCUCUCUCUCUCUCUCUCUCUCUCUCUCUCUCUCUCACACACACACACACACACACACAUACACACACAUUCUGUCUCUCUCACUCCUUCUCCCCCUCUCAAUUUUAUCUAUAUAUAUUAUAAAUAUGCAUGCAUUUACGUAUUUAGUGUGUGUACUUUUGUAUGUGUGUGAAUACAUGUGACAUGGGAACUUUCAGGAUUCAGCACUCUCCUUUUCCCACAUGGGUUCUUAGGAUGGAAUUUGGGUCCACAGGUUGUCUUGAGAUUUUUGCCCUACUAAACCAUCUCACAGAUCCAUUCUUAGAUAUGUUUAAGCCUAUAUUAAAAUGUCUGCUGGACAUAACUUGGAAUUGUCUAAUGGAAUUUUGAUCAAAGAGUGGCAUAUUUUUGCAAAUGAUUACAGAUUCUAUAUGCACUCUAUUUCAAGGUCACCAUUUCCAUUGACCACUAGUUUGUAUGCAAAUGAUAAAGUACUGUGAGAUCAUCCCAGAAAAACAUUCAGUUUUGCAGUUUAGUUUUACCACUAGUGCAAAUUGAAGCCAAACAAAACAAAACGGUACUUCUUGGUGGAAAUACAAAGUCAACUUGUAGUUAGAAUGCUCAAAAAGAUUUCCAAGCUUGGUUUUCUGUGCUUGAUAGCUUUAUGUCAACUUGACACAAGCUAGAGUUAUCUAAAAAGAGGGAACCUCAUUUGAGAAAAAUGCCUCCUUGACAUCCAGCUGUAGGAUAUUUUCUUAAUUAAUGAUUAAUGGAAAAGGCCCAGCCCAUUGUGAGUGGUGCCAUCUCUGGACUGGUGGUCCUGGGUUCUAUAAAAAAGCAGGUUGAGCAAGCCAUGCUGAGCAAGCCAGUGAGCAGCACUCCUCCAUGACCUCUGCAUCAGCUCCUGCCUCCAGGUUCUGCUCUGCUUGAGUUCCUGUCCUGACUUCCUUCAAUGAUGAACAGUGAUAUGGAAGUUUAAGUUAAAUAAACCCUUUCCUCCCUGGCUUGCUUUGGUCAUGGUAUUUCAUCCCAGCAAUAAAAACCUUAACUAAGACAUUUUCCAUUGGAAGCAAGCUCCCUGUGGAACUAGCAUUCACUGUCUACAGGUGUAGCCAACCUCUAGAACUAAGAACCAGGGACCCAUUGGGCCAUCCAAGAGUUAGAACAGCCUUCUAUAUUAAUAGAGACUACUAGAUACAUUUAUUUUACUGAGUAACAAAUACUGCUACCUAGCAGCUUAGAACUACACCACUGAAGUUUCUUGGACCAUAUGACCAAGCAGCUUAUUGAGUCUUGAGAUAGAACCAUAGUGAUGACCAUGGUAACCAUCUUAUCGUAGACAUGAGAUUCCCCUUUUCACACAGGAAUCUUUCCUUCUUGCUGGCAGCUUCUGGGGUCUGUCUGUCCUCCUAAACUGAGUCCUCUCUAGAGCAUGCUGUUUCCUCCUUUAUGGCCAGCAGGAAAAUCCCUUUGAUUCCCUUUAAGGGUUCACCUGAUUAGAUUUGAUUCACUCAUAACAGCUCCCACAUUUAAAUUUUUAUUUUUCAAUUCUUUUUCCUUCUUGAGAUAGAAUCCAGUGUAUCCCAGGAUGGACUUAACCUUGAUGUAUAAAGAGGAUGGUCUUAAACUUUGUAUCCUCUUGUCUCCACCUCCUGAAUACUUUGAUUACAGAUAUGUAUCUUCAUAAUCAGGUUUUGUAGCAUUGGGGAAUCAAACCCAGGACUUCAGGCUUACUAAGUAUGAUUACUAAGCAAGCACUCUACCAACUGAACUACAUCCCUAGCAUGGCAAGUUCACUUUUAAUAAACUCAAAGUCAUGUUUGACUUUGUGGCCAUGGUAUCCCACACUGUUCACCAGCUCUGCACACACACACAAACACACAUACACAGCACAGCACAGACAUCCAUUAGGAAAUAAGAAACCUAAGGCUGUGUCAGAGUCCUGCAUUAAACAAUAAUGUGUUUAGGAAGCAAAGGGCUGUGACUGCCAGUGUAAAAUAAUAGUACACGAGGAAUACGGGGGUCAAUGAGGCUCAUGCUGGAGAGGCCUUAACAGAGCAAUGAUGUUCGAAGAACCAGUGGGCUGAAGUAUGAGUGGAUGGAGAAGGGAGAGUGAACUUGCAGAGCAUCCUGCAGAAAACCGACCAAAAACAAAGGGCAAAUAAAUACAAACGGUGGGGGAAGCUGGGUGUUGGCUCAGUGUAGGCUGCUUGGGAGACAAUGAAAUGAAAAUAGGGAGAGCCCAGCUGGAGGUUGGAAAAGCCAACUUCCCACGGUGAACGUCAAGAACCUUUUCAUUGAGAAAUGCCCCAACCUUGUGGGCUUUUAGAAUAAUUGCAACCUUUUCAAACCCAUGCUACUUCUUAGCAACCAGCUGUCCAAGCUGAAAAAUAUCACGUUUACAUUCCCAGGUUCAAGUUCAGAGACCAUAAUUCAAUGCCUUUACCUUGUAAGGUCGCCAAGUGUCUAUAAAUUAGCAAAUGGUGCUCAUAUUUAGGAUAAAAUGAAAUGUCAUGCAAAGAUCUUUCUAAAUUGUUUUAUUAGAAAUAUACUAAUUAUCCCAAGAAUGGGUUUCAUUAGGACAUUUUUCAUAAUGUAUUUUGUCUAUAUUCACCUCCUACUACCCCAUUCUCUCCUCUAACUCCAGCUGAUUCCCUUCUUCUUUCCAAAUAGUUCCCCCUCUAUAUUCUAUUUUAAAAAAAAAUCACCGGGCGGUGGUGGCUCAUGUCUUUAAUCCCAGCACUUGGGAGGCAGAGACAGGCAGAUCUCUGUGAGUUCAAGGCCAGCCUGGUUUACAAAGUGAGUUCCAGGACAACCAGGGCUACACAAAGGAACCCUAUCUCAAAAAAUAAUUUUUACAGAGGAAGAUUUUGAUGUAUGGAUGGAGUUUCAUGUAUUUUGAGAGUUUCUCUACAUAGCUCAGGCUGAUCUUGAAGUCAUGGUGUAGCUCAGGUUGGCCUAAGGUUGACCUCAGACUUCCUAAGUAUUCCACAACUGGCUUAGCUAAUAUUAAUCUCAAGAUCCAAGUAUCAUUCCCACUAAAGUAAGGAACAAGGUAAGGAUGUUCCUUCUCACUGGACUCCUUUUCAAUAUCAUUGCUGAAAUCAUAGUUAAUACAAUAAAACAAAACAAAGUAAAAUACAGAUGCACAUUUGUAAUCCCAGAAUUUGGAAAGUUGAAGGAGAAGGAUCAUAAAUUUGAGAGCAGAUUGAGAUAUAUAGUGAGUUCCAGGCCAGCCUAAGCUACAAAGAGAGACCCUGUCCAAGAGUCCAGUUGUACAACCAGUUAACUUGAGGAACUUAUAUAAAAGACCUGUUUCAAAUAAACAAUAAAAAGUACAGUGAUGUACUUUUUGGGGAAGAAUGAAGUCAAAU
This is a messenger RNA of Alexandromys fortis (reed vole), 5143 nucleotides long. RefSeq names its product DPY30 domain containing 2 (gene Dydc2). NCBI's taxonomy places the organism in Eukaryota, Metazoa, Chordata, Mammalia, Rodentia, Cricetidae. The coding region runs from base 211 to 630 and encodes 139 amino acids. Gene Ontology annotation, cellular component: Set1C/COMPASS complex. The transcript has 5 exons. The record is from RefSeq and is a predicted model, not a curated record.